Fonsecaea erecta is the source of this 867-nucleotide messenger RNA. RefSeq lists its product as hypothetical. Gene Ontology annotation, molecular function: zinc ion binding; aldehyde-lyase activity. Gene Ontology annotation, biological process: carbohydrate metabolic process. NCBI's taxonomy places the organism in Eukaryota, Fungi, Ascomycota, Eurotiomycetes, Chaetothyriales, Herpotrichiellaceae. The record is from RefSeq and is a predicted model, not a curated record. Bases 1 to 867 code for a protein of 288 amino acids. The transcript has 3 exons.
AUGUCAGACUUUCCAAGCUGCAACUUAACGUGGCAGGUGCUACAAGCCGCUUCCAAGGGCAAAUAUGCCGUUGGAGCCUACAACUGUUACAACGAUGACGGGGUCAUGGCGGUCAUCCGGGCAGCUGAAAACAAGAGGUCUCCUGCAAUCAUACAACUGUUCCCGUGGACGUUGCACUUCCAGGGGCCUCAAUUCGUCCAAUAUGUGGUGAACGCGGCACAUGCAGCCUCGGUGCCCAUCGCAGUCCACCUUGACCACUGCAUCAAACAAGAAGACAUCGACUUGGCAUUGACCCUGCCGUUCGACUCGAUCAUGAUUGAUGCAUCGACGCUGGAAGAGACUGAGAACGUAGCAAUGUGCGCUCGAAACAUUCAACGAGCCAGCAAAGCCGGCAUCACGGUGGAGGUCGAGAUGGGCCGGAUAGAUGGUGGUGAGGACGGCUUACCGCAGGUUUGCCAAGGCACGGUCUUGACGAAGCCGGAGGAAGCGACCGAGUUCAUGUCCCGUACCGGCGCCCACUUUCUCGCUCCCAGCUUCGGCAAUAUUCACGGCGGCUAUCCUGCUGGGGGAGCGGAGAGAUCGUGGAAUCUGCCUUUACUGAGAUCCCUCCGAGAGGCUGUACCUGAUACGAUCCCAUUUGCACUUCACGGCACCCAUCCGGUCGCGGAUGAAUUGUUUUCCAAAGCCAUCCAAUGUGGGGUCAGCAAGAUCAACGUCAAUCGGACGGUCCGCGAUGAAUACACUAAAUUUGUGGCGGAUAACGCGGGGAGGUUGGAAUUGACCGUGCUGAAAGCCCAAGGAGUCGAGAUUCAUACAAAAUCAGUGGAGCGGAUUAUGGAUCUUUUCGGCUCGUCGGGCAAAGCAUGA